Parascedosporium putredinis is the source of this 4495-nucleotide messenger RNA. Lineage: Eukaryota; Fungi; Ascomycota; Sordariomycetes; Microascales; Microascaceae. The record is from the annotation of a GenBank genome assembly.
AUGAAGCUCCCGCUCAUUCCCAUACCGACCCGCGACACCACGACUCCCGACCCUCUCUACCCUAUCUUCCCUCGCAGCCCGGCUCUGUGGCCUACGACCCACGCCAUCAUCGUAGUCAGGAUGCCACGCCUACUAUGCAAAAUCCUUAUCCCGUCCCCGCCCCCGCUCUUACUGAGACACGGUAUGCAGGGUCUACCACCGCAACUCCUGUCGCCGCCCUCUCUUCUGCCCUUGGCCCUCGAGAGAUUGAUGGAACUGAGCGCACGGACUCUCGCUUCUCUUCGCAAGUACAGCGCGACUCUCGUGUUCCGUCAGUUAGUGUGCCUCGGCCUUCUCGCGAGGAGCCUGAGGAGCGACAUUGACCAAGCGGAGACGCGACCCACCGGCCUUGUCUCUGGAGGCGCCAAGACCCGUGGUAUCGGCCCAUCGAGGUAUAAAAAUCGUGAAUCUAGUGACGACGAGUGGGAGUCUGCUUCGGACUCGGGCGACGAGGAUGACCCCUUGCCUACGGCUCUGGGGUCUCAUUACCUAGACCCUCACAUGUCGCUGCCCAGCCCCCGCCUGCUGCCCCUGCCCCGACUCAACUCGCUGCACGGGGUUGUGACCCCGAUCCCUGGCCCUGCUCCGACAAAGCCUUCUCGGAUGAAGCAUGUACAGCCCACGCCGAUAGACAACUCGGUCGAUUUUGAUGCUAGAAGCGCCCCGGCUCACACCAUUAGCGAAGUCUACCCUAAGCGUUCCCGUGCCGCCGAAGUGCCACUCGAGCAACCGAGACCCGUAGCACCUGUGAGCCCUCAGAGGCUGGAGCACUCGUCUUACCGCGAGGAAAAAUCCCGAAAGUCGUCUUCGGGAGAUAAGACGGAAGACAAGGUCGAGCCUGACUACCACCGUCGUCAUCCGUCCACGCGCGACCGGCCAGCGGAAAAGCCAAGACCGGAUAGCUACGACACCCGUGAUUCGCCUCGGCGUGAGCGCCAGGAGGAGAAACCACGGCCUGUCGAGUAUCACGCCCGUGACUCCCACGACGUGAGCGCCCGGAGGAGAAACCACGACCUGUCGAGUAUCACGCCCGUGAUUCCCCGCGACGUGAGCGCCCGGAGGAGAAAUCGCGACCCGACGAAACAGGAGAGCGAGGCUGCACGCAAGGAGCGCCUUGAUAGGGAAUAUGAAGAAUAUGUCCAAAGCUUUAAUCGAAAGACGGGGCGGAGCCGGCGCAGCAAGCCCGAGUUGGAGGAAGAGCCAGCUUCCCGCCGUCAAGAGAACCGAGAGGAGGAAGAAACACGGCGACGAAUCCGCGAGAUUCGCGAUAACCGAGGUUCUCCAGUAUCUCGAAAAUCUGCGAUCGCGUCGAAUGAGGACGGAUAUAGAGAGAAGCAAGUUCCCGCUGGCCCCACCAAGGCGCCUAUUGAUCCGUUCCAGUUCCAAGUUGCCGAUGAUGCCUUCAGAACGCCUUCCUAUAGCCGGCCAGCGACGCCACCAAAGCAAGAAGUGCAGCCUGGUCCACCUAGCACCGCCGUAUUCACGGUCGAACGCGAACCCACUUUCUCCUCGCCCGAUUAUGACCCCCAUCCGCGCCUCAGCAGAAAGGACUCGUUCGAAAUUGAGCAGCUAGCUGAGAUGGCCCGCAGCUCUUCGACUCGCCAACCUUCUCCCCGUCGUCGGUUUGAUGACGAGGAGGAGGAAUUGAAGCGGGCCUACUAUGAAGCUAGGCGUCUUGCAAUGAGUCGGACCCGGCUGAACCUAUGGAAGACCCGAAGCCGCUUAAGAAGCAAGACUCGAAAGACGAUCACCCCCGAGAAAGAUCCAGUGUUGGAGGAGGCAGACAGAUUUUACCGCCGCUCACAAGCUGCCCGUAAGAAUGCAGCUGAAGAGAUUCGGUCGCGGUCCGGCUCGAGGCGGAGGUCAGUCGUUGACCAGUGGAAAGAGGAGGAAGAGGAGGAACCAGAGCCCGAAAUCUUAAUCGUCACUCCACCUGAACUUGAAGAGAAGUCACCAACAGGUCUUUAUGGUGGGCCCGAUGCCGAUGUCCGUAUUGACAACAUUCUUGAGCAUCCCGGCCUUUUAUCUCGGUUCUUGGAGGAACGCGGCCGUUCCGCCGGUCCCACCCUUUUCAGCACUAGAGAUCCUUCUGCCGAAAGGGAACGGCCACUUGUAAAUGUUGUGCGCCCCACGCCAAUCGGCUCUCCCUCUCCAGAACGACGACUAGACAAAGAUGAGGAGAGGAAGUCGAGGUCUAGAUCUCGCUCGCAAUCAAAGUCCGGCUCCAGGUCCCGAUCCGCUUCGAGAACAGGAGAGCAAGCGCGCGAAGAAUCCUCAGAUCCUAAUAUCAUGAUUGGACCUCGUGGAGAGAUCAUCCAGCUAGCAGACAACAAAGUAGGCAGUGCGGAACCUGUCGAAGCCAGAGCACCCCGUGGCGAAGCCCAGAACCCCAGCACCGAAACGAGGAGCGCCUGGGGCAUCGUCAACGCCGUCCUUGCGACUAACCCCGUGACCCUAGAGAUUAUCGAGGAUCCUGCUCUCGUCGAUGAUCUCGUGGACGAUGAUGUUGGUACACCUGAUCCUAUUCCUGAAGUGGCCACAAAGGAGUCUCCUCUGGACCUUGCUUCUUUGGAGAGCGGCCCGGCUGUUGAACCCGAGCGCCGGUGGGUCUCGCCAGAAGACUUUUCAGCGGAAAAGUCUCCGGCGGUAAGAAGAGGCUCUGAGAAGACCUUUGAUGCUCUUGACAACGACGGCCUUGGCGACUUGCCUCCGCUGCCCGAAUCGAUGACCGAAUCCGUUCCCGACUCAAAGGCGAUAACGCCCAAGACUCGUUCGAUACCAGGCGCAUUUGACGACGACUUCGAGUUUGCGGCAACACUCAGUGCUGGUCUGAAAGCUGCCGGGUUUGAGGACAGUAUUGUUGUCGAGGAUCCUCAAUACCGGCAUCGUGACUCGCCUCCAGGUUCGAACGACGAGUUUGCUCCCGACACACGGACGAGGUCAUCCCCGGUGCUUGACCAGGCGUCGGCCGAAGAAGAAUGGGGAGGCUCCUUCCGGGGUAACAAGAAGAAGAAAAAGAAGGGUGGCAAGAAACAAGUCAUGGACGUUUCGUCUUCAGACGUUGUUGAGGCUUCUAUGGAGCCGAGACCGAUGGAGAGUGAGGAGAUUACCCUGGCCCCUGAACCCGAAGCGGAGCCUAGAACGGAACCUGAGACGGAGCCGGCCGAGGACGAAUGGGGCAGCAGCUUUGGCGCCAAGAAGAAGAAGAAGAAGGGCGGCAAGAAACGUGCCCCGGAAACCUCGCCACCCAAGGAUGCUGCCAGGGCUGUCCCGGUUCUCCUCGAUGAACCCGACUACGUCUCUGCUUCUGCCCUUGACUACGAACCUAAGAAGGGGAAGGGUGGCAAGAAGCAAGCUGUGGAGGUGGAGCCCUCUGAGGAUCUUGCUGAGGCUGUUUAUGCGGAGCCGACACCUUUGGAGGAACCCGACGUCAGCCCUGCGCCUGUACUGGAACACGAACCUCGGACCGAACCCGAGACGGAGCCAGCCGAAGACGAGUGGGAUGUUGCCGAACCUAUCGAGAUCCCGGAAGAUAUCCUUGCCCCCGAAUCUAGCUCUCGAACCGAGCCCGAAGCCGAACCAGCUGAGGAUGAGUGGGGUGACGCUUCUUACACUUUUGCCGAUGGGUUGGCGUCUGCUGAAGAGGCGGAAGUUGCUCCGGGCCCUGAACAUUUGCCCGAACCUGAACUGAAAACUGAGCCCGAGCCUGAGCCGGCCGAGGAGGAAUGGGGCAGCGCCUUUGGUAGCAAGAAAAAGAAGAAGAAGGGAGGCAAGAAGCUAGCCAUGGAGUCCCUACCGUCAGAGGAGGCUGCCGAACCCGCGCCCGUGGGCUUUACGCCCAGCGAAGAUGCGGCAAUCCCCGAACCUGAGCAUGCCCCUCAACCUGAAACGGAGCCGGCCGAGGAGGAGUGGGGAAGCGCUUUGAAGGGUAAGAAGAAGAAGAAGAAGGGUAAUAAAAAAUAUGCUGAAGAGGACUUGGCCCUGGAGGAGCCUGUUGAGACGGCCCCAAUAGUAACCACGCCCGCCGAGCAGCUGGACCUGGACGAGGCCCCUGUGUUGCCUUCCGAACCUCAAGUUGGGUCACAUGGGGAAGAACCUGAUCUGCAGAUGUCUGAGCCGAGUAUCACCCGCUCCGCAUCCGUGGACGAGGAUGCCGAAUUCAUUGCCCCGAAGAAACUAAACAAGAAGGAGCAGCGGAAGCGAGCGAAGCAAAAGGCAGUAGACCCGUGGCAAGACGAUGACGCGGCUACAGCAGUUGCAAAGGAAGACCAAUGGGACAGCUUGAUUGAUGCUGAUUCUCACAGCCGCUCGGCCGAACCCUCUCCUGAGGAUGCUUGGGAUCUUGGGGCUGAUGAAGCGACCCAGCCUUCUUCGCCUGUGGAAGACGACCGCGCUCCUAACAAGAAGUUAACCAAGAAGGAGCGGCGGAAGCUUUCUAAAAGCAGAAAACUCCAAU